Molecule: messenger RNA, 621 nt
Organism: Aplosporella prunicola CBS 121167
Lineage: Eukaryota; Fungi; Ascomycota; Dothideomycetes; Botryosphaeriales; Aplosporellaceae
Exons: 2
Coding region: 1-621 (206 amino acids)
Source: RefSeq, a predicted model, not a curated record
AUGGCUCCCUUCCUCGAGACCCUCCGGGACCUAUUCCCCCACUGUCUCUGGAUCCUCUUCCACUGGCUUUUACCCCAGCUGCUCCCUCUAGCCAGCACCACCAUCAGCGGGUUUCUAGACCAGAUCUACACCGACAUCAAAGACGCAGUCAACGGACUUGUCGGAUGGGCCACUAGAACCCCCAGAGUUCGAUACACCCUGUUCCGUCCCAUUAGGUACAAGGACCGUAGACCGCUGGUUGCUUGGCAGCCGGAUGGACCAGCAGCCUCGCCUGACGGACCCCCUGACAACGCCCGGUUCAUGCAGUCUUGGAAUGGUGCUGAUGUCGAGAUGCUGGAAGAGCAAUACCAGAUGAAGUACACCUGCGGGUGCGUCAGCUCCCUCAUCUCGACCGACAAGUGCCCGGACUUCCAAGUCGGCAAGUUCUGCCUCUCGGCCUGGGCCUCCUACAGCUCGGACUUCGUGCUGACCAAGAGCGCGUGCUCCAAGUGCCGCGCUGCCCGCACCGAGAAGCGCGACAAGGCGUAUAUUGAGAGGAACAGCGGCGCCGCUGCUAUGAAGAAGGCCGCGGACCAGGCGGCUGUGAAUGAGCUUGGAGGUAAGUCUUAUGCGUGGGAGUAG